This is a messenger RNA of Cooperia oncophora, 1206 nucleotides long. Lineage: Eukaryota; Metazoa; Nematoda; Chromadorea; Rhabditida; Trichostrongylidae. The record is from the annotation of a GenBank genome assembly.
AUGGGCCAGGGAACCACCACUGGCAAUGUCAUCAGCCAUCUGAUCCUUCUGCUACUACUGGGAAAUGGAGAGAGUGGUCUCAUGGAAGAAGGAGCAAUGAUCUCUGGUCGCCAUUCCCAGCUCAAUGUUGACGAUGAUGUGGUCCUCAACAAUUCAGGAAGCGACUGGGAGAAAGCACAGAAGGCAAGGAACGACCGCCAUAAACGACAAGUGUAUAAGCCAGCUGUUCUCUGGAAAGACAACACAAUUUUCUAUGAUUUCGAAGAUGAUAUUGGUAAUAUCUUUUUCAGCUUCACCGAAGACGAAUACACUCGGAAGAUUUUUAAAAAAGCAGUCGAUCAUAUAAGCUCCCGUACAUGCAUUGAUUUCCAAGAAGAUCCAACAGCUGGAAACCGUAUACAUAUCAAAUAUGAUUAUAAAAGGAACGGAUGCUGGUCAGAUAUGGGAGUGCAAGGUGGUGUGCAGAACAUGUGGUUGGGAAAAGGCUGCCUUCAUGUGGGCCCUAUAAUCCACGAAAUGGUGCACACUCUUGGUGUAGGUCACAUGCACAACCGUGAUGAUCGAGACGACUACAUCCAAGUCGACUUUUCAUCAAUGAAGGAAAAUACUACAAGUCAAUUCAAAAGGAUGAUUGCUGACGAAGUAAUCAACUAUACUCCGUACGAAUAUGGCAGUAUUAUGCACUACGGCGCAGAUGCGUUUACCAGAAAUGGUAACAUAACGAUUGCGCCUCUCGACCAGACCUACUUGUGGACGAUCGGAUCGCCUAUACCUUCUUUCUACGACAUAUCUACUCUCAACAAACUCUAUAACUGCACCGGUAUCGUUAUUUUUGGUCAAGACUGCUGCCGGUGUGGAGCAGAUUUAAAUAGGACUACGUGCUCAAACGGAGGAGUGCCAAAUCCGAGACAGUGUGAUGUGUGCCUUUGUCCAUACGGUUACGGCGGCAGAUAUUGUGAUGAACGGGCGCCGCUAGGUAAAUGGAUAGAAGUUCGAGUAAUAGGGGUACCAUCCAAUCUUUGCUACUAUGGUUGCUGCUACGGUGCCAUUGAACCCAAGGUUCUGAUGGAUAAAAUGGUCACAAAUCCCGAGAUAUUGUUGCGAGGAGCAGCUCAACAAAACUCUCAUAAGCAAGCUCAAUCCGACACCAAUCUUUUCAUACAGCGUUUUUCGCAAAUCAGUAUUCACAUUCCAGUACAGAUAUAA